Knipowitschia caucasica is the source of this 2094-nucleotide messenger RNA. NCBI's taxonomy places the organism in Eukaryota, Metazoa, Chordata, Actinopteri, Gobiiformes, Gobiidae. The record is from the annotation of a GenBank genome assembly.
AUGGUCUUUCUCCUCUUCCCCCGUCGUGUUGGGUACCUCUUGGUCUUUGUUGUAGUCUUCUUCCUCUGUUUCGUCCGAUUCACCACGAAGGAGGUGUCUGACCAGGUUGCUAACGGUUACCGCAUGCCGUGUCCGUCCAAGUGUCCGGAGUUUCUGUAUGAAACCAUGAGGGAGUGUUGGAGCUCAGACCCAGACAGCAGACCCUCAUUCAGGGCCCUCAAGCAGCGGCUGGAAAACAGCAUCGACGACAGGGGUCAGUGUAGCCUCCUCCUCCAGCAGGGGUCAGUGUGUAGCCUCCUCCUCCAGCAGGGGUCAGUGUUGCCUCCUCCUCCAGCAGGGGUCAGUGUUGCCUCCUCCUCCAGCAGGGGUCAGUGUUGCCUCCUCCUCCAGCAGGGGUCAGUGUUGCCUCCUCCUCCAGCAGGGGUCAGUGUAGCCUCCUCCACCAGCAGGGGUCAGUGUAGCCUCCUCCACCAGCAGGGGUCAGUGUUGCCUCCUCCUCCAGCAGGGGUCAGUGUUGCCUCCUCCUCCAGCAGGGGUCAGUGUAGCCUCCUCCUCCAGCAGGGGUCAGUGUUGCCUCCUCCACCAGCAGGGGUCAGUGUUGCCUCCUCCUCCAGCAGGGGUCAGUGUUUCCUCCUCCUCCAGCAGGGGUCAGUGUUUCCUCCUCCUCCAGCAGGGGUCAGUGUUUCCUCCUCCUCCAGCAGGGGUCAGUGUUUCCUCCUCCUCCAGCAGGGGUCAGUGUUUCCUCCUCCUCCAGCAGGGGUCAGUGUUUCCUCCUCCUCCAGCAGGGGUCAGUGUAGCCUCCUCCACCAGCAGGGGUCAGUGUUUCCUCCUCCUCCAGCAGGGGGAGCAGCACACUUCCACACGGGCUCUCUCCGCUCUCUCCUCCCGCUCACGGACAGCAGCAGCCCCCCCGCAGCAGACACACACCCCCAGGACCCCCAGGACCCGGCCUCACCUCCUCCUGCGCCAAACGAGCUCUGGGUUUGCGUCAUUUUCACUUUUCUCUGCGCUGAAGCCAUGGACCCUGCCAGCCAAGACAUCAACCUGAACUCCCCUAACAAGGGUCUGGGUGCAGACGGAGAGCCCGGCCUGGGGGAGGUGCCUGUGGAGGGGGCCCUGGGCAGCCCCCACCCCCUGCCUCCUGGACUCACAGAGGAGGAGGCUGAGGAGCUGAGGACGGAGCUCUGCAAGGUGGAGGAGGAGAUCUCCACGCUGAGGCAGGUGUUGUCGGCCAAAGAGCGCCACUCCACAGAGCUGAAGAGGAAGCUGGGCCUGAGUCCUCUGGUGGAGCUCAGACAGAACCUGAGCAAGACCCUGCAGGACGUGCAGACCUCCAACGCGGAGCACAGGGACCGCACUGUCAGGGAGCACAGGGACCGCACUGUCAGGGAGCACAGGGACCGCACUGUCAGGGAGCACAGGGACCGCACUGUCAGGGAGCACAGGGACCGCACUGUCAGGGAGCACAGGGACCGCACUGUCAGGGAGCACAGGGACCGCACUGUCAGGGAGCACAGGGACCGCACUGUCAGGGAGCACAGGGACCGCACUGUCAGGGAGCACAGGGACCGCACUGUCAGGGAGCACAGGGACCGCACUGUCAGGGAGCACAGGGACCGCACUGUCAGGGAGCACAGGGACCACACAUCAGGGAGCACAGGGACCACAGGGACCGCACUGGAGCACAGGGACCACAGGGACCGCACUGUCAGGAACACAGGGACCACACAUCAGGGAGCACAGGGACCGUACUGUCAGGGAGCACAGGGAACACAGGGAGCACAGGGUCCGCACUGUCAGGGAGCACAGGGACCACGCAUCAGGGAGCACAGGGACCACGCAUCAGCGAGCACAGGGACCGCACAUCAGGGACCACACUGUCAGGGAGCACAGGGACCACGCAUCAGGGAGCACAGGGAUCACGCAUCAGGGAGCACAGGGACCACGCAUCAGGGACCUCAGGGACCACACAUCAGGGAGCACAGGGACCGCACAUCAGGGAUCACGCAUCAGGGAGCACAGGGACCACGCAUCAGGGACCUCAGGGACCACACAUCAGGGAGCACAGGGAUCACACUGCAAAAAGUCCCUUGA